GACCCCCAGAAGCCUCUGCGCCCAGCCGUAUCCCCGCCCCCAUCAACCUCCCUUCCCCCGGCAGCCAUCACUGGACGGUUGAACCCUCCUGGCUGGAGGACAAGACUAAACUAGGCGGCUGUACGCUCUUGUGUUUCCGGCAAAGAGGUCAAAAAGAAAACCCACCGGCGAUGGAAGAUUUUGAUGACUUAACUCAGUCAUCUGAAACAGCCUCAGAGUACGGCAGGUUUUCUUGCCCUAAUUAUGAAGCUAUAUUAAAACUAAUUGAGCAUCUUAACCUGGAAUGCAAAGAUUCUGGUAGCCUAUUAAAAAUCCAAGACACAGUUCAUUCAUAUAAAAGGUUAAUCGAACUUAAGAAUAGUCACUGCAAAGCACUUUUAGGAAAACUUGGAACUGUGAAAAAUGAAGUGAGUGGACUCCAUAAGAAGCUAUCAGAUGCCGAACAUGAGAAAAUAAAGCGGGAACAAGAACUUUGCAAUCUAAGAUUUACUUUAAAACAAGAGGAGGAGAAGAGAAAAAAUGCUGACUGGGUUUAUGAAAAAAUGAAGGUGCAGCUAAGAGAAAAAGAAGAGCAGUAUAAUAAAGAAAUUAAAAUGAAACAAAAACUUGAAAUACAUGUUAGAGAACUGGAUGUGGAAUUGAAGACUGCGAGAAAUAGUCUUAAUAAAGCUAUAGAGGAACGGAAUGACAUUGAGAGGCAGCUUUUGCAAGAACAGAAUGCCAGAAUCCUGCAGGACCAGAUUCUGGCAAAUCAUCUUCACAAACAAAAGGAGCUAAAAAUGGCACAAGAGAAAAUCAGUUCUCAGUUGCAAGAAGCACUGGAUCAACAGAUAGAGCCUGCACAAUACAUUCAGAAGAUGCACGACUGCAUUCAGAGACUUGGACUUGAAAAUUGCAAAUUAAAAGCUACAGCAAGAAAGCAAGCAGAGAAAAUUGAACAGUUAAAGAAGAACCUACUAGGUAAAAUUUUGAAUGAUGAUCUUACUGCAAAACUGGAAACUGCGUCUUCCAAAUGUCUACAUCUGCAUAAAGAAAAUCAGCAGCUUCGGCAGGAGUUACUGGCUAUGAAAAUUGUGCAAAAGAAAUGUGAAAAAUUAAAGAAGCAUAAAAAGAAGUUAGAACAAGAAAUAGUUAACCUCAAAAGUCACAUGGAAAAGAAUAUGAUAGAAUGUGGUCAAAUAGAACAGUAUAAAUGGGAAAUUGAAGAGAGAACAAAGCAGGACUUAGUGGAAAAAUUAAAACAAAUCAACCUAUUUUUGCAGACACAAGCAGCCUGUGAAGACAAGCUAGAGAAGCUAAGGCACAAGCAGAACGCUUCAGUGCGGACUCAGAUGGAGCUCAGAAUAAGGGACCUGGAAUCUGAAUUCUCUAAAAUGAAGAAUCAAGUAGAUUGUAAUCAAAUCGAAAUAGAAAACUAUAAGCAACUCUACCUGCAAGAAGUCAAAAUUAGAAAAUCAUUGUCAAAUAAACUAAGCAAAACAGAUGAAAGGCUAGCAGAGGUGAAGACUAAACUCCUGCUGGAGAGGAAGCAGAGUAGAGCUUCUCAGUACAGCACCGUUGACACAAGAUCCGUGCUAGAGUCCUCCUGUCCUAGAGACCUCAGUAAUAGACUUCUCAUUGCAAGAAGUUUCUCUGGAGAAAAUGUAAUGGUUCCUACCUCAAGCCUCUGGCAUUCAGUUGAGACCAAGGAAAACUGCAAGACUAAGGUGCUACAGGAAUGGGAGCAAAGUAUAACUAGAGAAUUAAGACAAGCUACUGCUGAAUCUGGACUUCAUAGAACUUCUUCUCUAGAAUUCACUCAUAUGUGAAGUCAGAGUCUUCCUAACGGACCUAUCAGAAGAAUGUGUAGAUAUCUUAAUAUACACACACACACAUAUACACACACAUAAUUUAAAAUAUAAUAUUUUACCUUUAAUAUGUUAUUUAACUGUUCAUAAAACAUUUUUAUUAUUUUCCAAUAUGUGUAAAACAUUAAAGAAUAUUUUGCAUCAGAGAUUGGUAGUAAAAAUUAAAUAUUUUAAACUGUUUUUGGUAUUUGUAACUAAUUUUUAAGUAUAUAUUUCAAGUUAACACAUGUACCAUGGAAUUUUAUGCACUCAGGCUUCUGCAGUGCUAAUUGUCACAGUGGCACACAGAGAAAAAAUUGUUAAUGCUUUAGUGGGAUUAAAUGUCACCUUAGUGAAGACUUAUUUGCCAAUUUUUAU
This is a messenger RNA of Myodes glareolus (Bank vole), 2204 nucleotides long. Its product is annotated as ankyrin repeat domain-containing protein 26-like. Lineage: Eukaryota; Metazoa; Chordata; Mammalia; Rodentia; Cricetidae. The record is from RefSeq and is a predicted model, not a curated record.